Messenger RNA from Micropterus dolomieu (smallmouth bass), 4621 nucleotides. It is a transcript of the gene lsm14aa, whose product is annotated as LSM14A mRNA processing body assembly factor a. The coding region runs from base 161 to 1582 and encodes 473 amino acids. Gene Ontology annotation, molecular function: mRNA binding. Gene Ontology annotation, biological process: P-body assembly; cytoplasmic stress granule assembly. The record is from RefSeq and is a predicted model, not a curated record. Gene Ontology annotation, cellular component: P-body. NCBI's taxonomy places the organism in Eukaryota, Metazoa, Chordata, Actinopteri, Centrarchiformes, Centrarchidae. The transcript has 9 exons.
CCAGUCCAUGGAGGAGGAGGAGCAGGUAGCCAUGUUGUAGCGGCGAGACGCGCGAGUUGGCGGAAAAUAAACUGCGAGUAGAAUCAGCGCAGGUACCCUCACGGUCCGGAGGAGCCCCCAUCCUGUUCCCUGCUCGGACUGCAGAGCUCCAGGAGACACCAUGAGCGGCGGGACGCCCUACCUGGGCAGCAAGAUCAGCCUGAUCUCGAAGGCCGAGAUCCGCUACGAAGGGAUCCUGUACACCAUCGACACCGAGAACUCCACCGUCGCACUUGCUAAAGUGCGCUCCUUCGGCACGGAGGACCGCCCCACCGACCGGCCCAUCCCGCCCCGAGAUGACACCUUUGAGUACAUCAUCUUCAGAGGCAGCGACAUCAAGGACCUGACUGUGUGCGAGCCGCCGAAGCCCACGUGCUCUCUUCCUCAGGACCCUGCUAUCGUCCAGUCGUCCAUGAGCACCAGCUCCUCGUCUUCAGCUGCCGCCGCCCCGACCCCCUUCCAGUCUGCUGGUUCCUACGGCCUCUUCAACCGGGCUCCAGUUCCUGCCUAUAACCAGUUCAGCGCCAGCCCCCUGGUUUCCCCUCAGUUUGGACCAGUCGGUGUCGGCCGCAGCAGCCCCAGCCUGGACCCUCUGCGGAAGAGCCCCGCCCUGGAGCAGGUGAUCCAAACUGCCCCGACCGCCACGGCUCCGGCCCCCGGCCUGGGGCGCAGGAGCCCCCCUCAGGGUCGCACGGCCCCGUCCACCGCCGCUCAGAGCAGCCAGAAGGUCCAGCACCAGGAUGGCGUGGACACGAGGAGGGGCGAGCCUGUCAGGGCUGGCCGUGGCGGCCAGGGCUGGUCUGCCCCCCGAACCAUCUCCUCCUCGCACAUCGCCGCCGCAGACAGGGCUCCCACCGCAGGGCUCCCCCACGCCAUCUUCAGCCACUCAGUGGCUGCCGGUGCUCCGGCUAACCGGCGUGGGCGAGGGGGCGGACACCGCGGCAGGGGGCGCUUCAACGUCCGCCGGGAUGGACCCAUGAAGUUUGAGAAAGACUUUGACUUCGAGAGCGCCAACGCCCAGUUCAACAAGGAGGAGAUCGACAGGGAGUUUCAGAGCAAGCUGAAGCUCAAAGACGAGAAGGCGGAGAAGGCGGUGAACGGAGAGGAGAAGGUUGACUCGAACGUGGAAACGCAGAACAGCGAGGGGAACGCCGACGAGGAGUGCGACCCGCUCGGCCCCAACUGCUACUACGACAAGUCCAAGUCUUUCUUCGACAACAUCUCCUGCGACGACACCAGGAAAGCCAACGACAAGUCCGGCGGCUCGGUCUUCCCCAGGGAGCGGAGGCAGACCUGGGCGGAGGAGAGGAGGAUGAACGCCGAGACGUUCGGCAUCCCCCUCCGUCAGGGCCGAGGGCGCGGCGGUUACCGUGGACGCGGCGGUAUGGGCUUCCGCGGAGGUCGGGGUCGUUCGGCAAGCCGAGGGUCCUUCGGGCCGCCACUAGGAGGAGGCGGCUUCAGGGGGGGCUACAGAGGAAACCAGGCCGGCCGGGAGUUUGCCGACCUAUCGGCGUACAGGAAGGACAACAAAGUGGCUGCGUAGUCUCAGCGGGAGGAAGAAGCUGCAGGAAGGUGGAGCUUCUGCAGUGGAAAACGAAAAUAAUGAAGAUUGUCUGCUAGUUGUAUGUUUGUCACCAGCACUGGUUUAGACUGCUGCGAUACGACAGCGCAGUUUAUCAGAGAAACACUUUAAAAAGUCCAGAUCUCUUCAAAAUAAUUAUGUAUAAAUGUCAUAUUUCAGAGGGGUGUGAGUCAUUUCUUUAGUUUUUCAACGAUGUUCCCCUUUCCCGAACCUGGAUCUGACGUAGCUUUACUGGGGGGUGGGUUCAGUUCACCUGUCACCUUUCUAACAUGUAUUUUUCUACUAUUGCUUAGACGUUCAUCCUGUGGUGUAGUCGGCCGCUCGCCGUCGCGUCGCCGCGUUCCGUUUGACUGUUUACUUCAGACGUUCCUCGCCGUCUCGUCCUAACGCUGCCGGUAGAUCUCCACACGUGUACUGGGCUCGUUCUUGUGGUAGCUUUUACUCCCGGUGUACGAGCAGAGAGAGGUCAUAGGUCAGAUUUCAGUCGCUUCCUUUUCGUCUUAUGCUUUAUGUGAUUUACUUGGUUGAUGAGCUUCAGUUAGUUUGAGCUGCGGCGCUUCCUGGCAGAUCGGCCGGGCCCGUACGGAAGAUCUGACAGGAAAGCAAGUCAAACUAACUAAACUAGAAAACACUUCUGUGUGCAUUUACUGAAAAACACGUUAACAGGAGAGUAGUUUUUUUUAGUGGUUUGUCUUUAAUAGCUGAAGCGUUUUCCGCGUUAAAUCAAAAAAAGAACAGUGAAGAUUCAGUGUGGACCAGCAGAGAGCAGCACAGACCUGCCAGGACUGAAGUUUCAGAGACGAGAACCUGAGCAGAGAACACUUUUGUAGUACUUUAAUACACCAUCUUAGCUGCUGGACAGUAAAACACACAUCUCACUUUUUUGUUUUCUAACUUCAAAAUAAAAUAAUCUGUUAUUAAAGACAAAAAGCUAAAUCAUUCUUUCGUUGACACAUAACUGUUUUAUCUCUUAUUAUUAUUAUUGGCAUUUUAGAGCUUCCAUAUCUGAAGCCGUUUGCACUUUUCUCAGCCGUUCCUGCAGAUGUUAUUACUUAGAGUUGUUUGUCGGGCUGCUUCACGAGACACACUAAUUUAUACCGUGAGCCAGGCUCAGCAGCCCACCUCUUACAGUUCACUCGACCUCGACGGCACUACCUUUAUCCCGCAGCACUGCAUGGUGGUCGACGGCCCGCUGAAGCUACAGGAAGUGAUGUCAGCUGUGCAUAGAGAGCGUGCUAGCUGUGCGUGUAGCAACAUAGUUUUCUAGCAAUAUUCAUACUUUUAUGAAGGAUCGGGUCUGAUAAAUUAUGACUGAAUAAUCCGACGACAUCCUGGCCUGGCAUGAUUUAUGUACUUACAAACUUAUGCAGAUGAGAUGCUGUUUUCCGUUCCUGAGGUGGUCUUCAGCUAACGGAGUCUUUGUAACUGACAGAUGGAGAUUUCAGGGGGGCUGUUGAUGCAGACCUGGGGUCAAACACGGAGCGCUCAGCCUGUCUGUUUGUUUCCUGCUGUUUUGCUUCAGUGUCUUUGUCACUCGCAGCAGGUUAACAGGUUACAGAAGUGAAAUGAAGAUCUGUGUUGACCCGGGUUUGUUCCUGUAAACACUGUCGACUAAAUGGCUUCGACUCCGGAACGAGGGAAUGACCGCUGACACGCAGAGCCUCCUCUAAAGUACUUUAGUUGUGCUCAGGAAAUAAAGUGAAAUGAGAUUUGUCUUGAUGCGAGAGGCUAACGGCUAACGUCACAUCAAAGAUUAGAGAAAUCGGUGUUGCUGCUGCUGAACUGGAGUGCACAUGACUUUAAAACCUUGAACUGACCUUGGGUGAGUUUCCUCUCUGUUAUAGAAGCUUUGCAUUGAGACACUGAAGCCAUUAGUUUAACUGCUGAGAGUCUUUGGGAGCUUUGAGUUGCAUCCAACCAGACAAGGUGGAGUGUUUCACCAGUCAGUUUAACUAUGACGUGCUCAAAUAAAAACACUGAUAAAGAGCUGAAUGUUUACUUAUUUUCUCUUAAAGCUGUUCAGUCUCAUUCUUUAUAACGACGAUCGGGAUGGAAAUUUAAAAUCUUAAAGCAGUAAACGAAAUGUGAGACAGAAAAUAAGGAGAGGAAACUAUUUUCAAAUCAACAGUUCAUCAUUUAAAGACACAGUGAGGAGAGACGGUUAAAUAAUUUUACUUUGGGUUUGAAAAUGCGCAUUUAAAGGUGGCGCCUUUUUAAUGAUGGAUCAGUGUCUUAAUUUAUUAAACAGCCCAGAAAGUUAAACUGUCAGAUGUGGCUCAAAGCUUCUAACAAACUGAUCCACCACCGCGGGCCGGGGGCCGCCGUCUGGGUUUGUUUCUUUCGUGGGGGAACUGGCUCGGUUACAGACCGCGGUGGUUCUCGACUCUUCAGGUGUGUUUGCACGUCAGAGCUGGAAAGAAAAUUCUUGUUUAAACCGCGGGUCUGGAUUACGGGCCGGGGCCCCCGACCCUCCGAGGGCCUUAAAGCUCCUUCAUCAGUUGAUAUUGGCCUCACAUGGUGCGUUAAAAUAAAUAAAUGCCAGGGGUCAGUCAGUUGGGGCCCCCGGUGUGUUGAUCCGGCCCUGCCUGUUGUAUAAACUCGCUCAUUAUUAGACUUAAAGUGAAUAAUUACAAAGUUUGAGGCACAUGUCAGGUUCCUGAGAGCAGAGUCUGAUUGGAGGGGCGGGGGGGUAUUUAAAAGAAGUUAGAAGUUCAGGUCUGGUUUGGACCGGUGUUGUAUAAAAACGCUCACAACACUACAUGUUGCUCGAAUCUCACCACACUGGGUGCAAACAGAACUGUUUGGAUAAAGAAUGACGGUUGUCGAUGCAAUAACUGACGGGAUGGUUGGAGCAGCAGCAGGAGGCCGGGGGCGCGUUUGUUCUCCGCCUCCUGUAACACUCUGGAGUCCACAUGUCUUUGGACCCAGCAUGGCGUCCUCCUCUGUGGGCCUCAGCGGCCCGGGGUUUUUAUUAAGAGCAAAUAAAAAACUUGUUCAUUA